Heterocephalus glaber (naked mole-rat) is the source of this 2519-nucleotide messenger RNA. The record is from RefSeq and is a predicted model, not a curated record. NCBI's taxonomy places the organism in Eukaryota, Metazoa, Chordata, Mammalia, Rodentia, Bathyergidae.
CCCAUUUCCCAGUUUAGAAAUGGUGUCCAGGCAAGGGCUCAGACUCUCUGUGUCCUCCAUGCUGGUGACAGAAGGAAGACGCUGAGGUGUUCCAGUGACCAGUGAGGACCAUGCUCCCUUGGGGAUUGGUGUUUCUUUGGCUUGUGGCCAGAGAGAGGAUCACAAGCUUGAAUGAGGCAGGCUGUUCCACAAAAAAACUCCUUUGGACAUAUUCCCCAGGAAAGGAAGAAGAAUUUGUCUUAUUUUGUGAUUUCCCAGAGCCACGGAGAAACCAUUUCUCCCACAAAAGUCCACACAGCCCAACACCGAGCCCUGGAUCCCUGCCCUGCAGUGGUAGUGAGGACCUCACUGAUGUCCAGUGGUACCGACAGCGUGGGGACCAGGGUCCAGUGGAGGAGAUUGCUGGUGGCCACCUUCACAUGGCUCAGAAUAAGAACACACUUCGCUUCAGUGCCCCAGAGAUGACAGAGGCUGGCACAUACAUCUGUAAACCCAGGAUCAGGACCCUUUACUCUUCUAGGAGUGCCCAGGAUGGGGCUUGCUGUGCCAAGAUAGUCCUGGAGGUGAGGCCACAGACAGCAGCACCUUGCAGCACCUCUGCACCCCAUAAGCAAUACCUGAUUCUCGGGACUGUUGGCUCCAUUCACUGUCCCCGUCUCAGCUGCCAAGGGGAUGCACACAGGCCAGAGGUGACCUGGUACCAGAAUGGAAGAGUCCUCUCUGAGGAAAAGAGCAACUCGAUCUUAUUGGAUGACAUUUACGACUACCACCAGGGCAUGUACGUGUGUGACUACGCUCUGUCCUCAAACUCAAGUUCCUGGACAGCCAGAGCCGUGGUUCAAGUGAGAACCAUCGUGGCUGAUACUAAGUUCAAACCAGACAUUGUGUAUCCUAUCAAGGAGAUCCUGGAAGUAGAACUUGGAAAACCUUUAACUCUUCACUGCACAGUGCGAUUUGGCUUCCAGAGGGACUUUAAUCCUGUGAUAAGGUGGUACAUCAAAGACACUGACUGGGAAUGGGAAUUGCCAAUAUUUCAGGAAAAAAGUAUUAAAUCCACUUUGGAGGAAGAAGUCAUUGAAUAUGCUGUCCUCUUGAAAGAAGUCACACAGAGCGAUUUGGGGCGGAAGUUUGUGUGCUUUGCCCAGAACUCCAUUGGGAACACAACCCAGACCAUCCGACUGAAGGAGAAGCAAGGAGUGGUGUUCCUGUACAUCCUGCUUGGCACUGCCUUGACGCUAGUGGGUGUGCUGGUGGUGGGUGUCCUCGUCUACACCUACUGGAUCGAAAUCCUGCUGUUGUGCCGGACCUACAAGAGCAAGGAUGAGACCCUCAGAGAUAAAAAGGAAUUUGAUGCUUUCGUGUCCUAUGCAAAAUGGAGCUCUCUGGGGAUCGAGGACCCUUCACCUCUCAGUGAGGAACACUUGGCCCUGAGUCUGUUUCCAGAGGUCUUGGAAAACAAAUAUGGAUUUACUUUAUGUUUGCUUGAGAGAGAUGUGGCCCCCGGGGGAGUGUAUGCAGAAGACAUUGUGAGCAUCAUUAAGAAAAGCAGAAGAGGAAUAUUUAUCUUGAGCCCCAACUAUAUUAAUGGCCCCAGAGUCUUUGAACUUCAAGCAGCUGUGAAUCUGGCCUUGAACGACCAAAUGCUGAAACUCAUUUUAAUUAAAUUCUGUUCCUUCCAAGAACCAGAAUCUCUACCUCAUCUUGUGAAAAAAGCUCUCAGGGUUUUGCCAACUGUCACCUGGAGAGGCCUAAAAUCAGUUCAUCCCAAUUCGAGGUUCUGGACCCAGGUGUGCUACUACAUGCCUGUGAAGGGCUCAUGAUGAUUCCCAUGGAACCAGCUCAGGACCAUCCCAAGGGGUUUCUCUCCAGAAGGUACUCAGUGGAUCAGAACUGCUGGGAGGAGCCCCCAGCCUGGGGAACAGGACAACUGGAAGCCUCCCUCUCUGCCCCAGGAGGAGGGGAGAGGCUGACUGGGUGAUUGCACUGCAUGGAGGGGCUCAUGGCAAACAGCUUCCUCCUGCCACCCCACGCUAGCAGGCUGGGUAGCCCCUGUAAAGUGCCAAAGCUGCUGCAGAGAGCUGCUGAUUUCCUGGACUGGGUGAGGAAAGCGACUCUCUGGACCACUCCACAUAUUCAGUGCACUGCACCCCAAGAUUGUCCAAGGAGCCUGGGCUAAGUCAGCAGGAACUCCAGCUCCUGCCUUGGCCGUGGAGCCUAGCGUGACAGAGCUGUGUUUUCAGGGCUGUGGCCAUUGGCGUUACAUAAAUGUUACUUUAAGCAUUAUAUUAUUUAAACAUUUAUUAGUGCAUGUUUGCACGACACGAUCUUUACAUUCCCCAUGUGGCAUUCGUGCAUCUAUACAACACAUCUUCAUUCCUUUUUAGCUGCCCCCCCAACUCCUGGUCCUGUGCUCAUUUGUGAGAGAGUAUAUCAUUUGAUAUACUAUUAUCUAUCUUUUAUUUUUCCCUUUAUUUAUACUUUGGUUUCUUAUAUAAAAGAAACCAUGUGAUACUUAAGGC